GCGUGCGUGAUGACGUUUCAGCCUCUCGCGGACCCCGGAAGUGCAACUUGAACUGGUUCGGGGCGCGGAUCCCGUGAGAGAGAAAGUGACUACGACCGCACGAGGGAGUUCGCCCGGGCGCUCUAGAAGGCCACGCCUCCUCCCGCCUCCCCCCGCAGCCCCGCAGCCCUGCAGCCGCGGGCAGAGCUCAGACUGUCUUCUGAAGAUUGAUGUCUAUUUCCUUGAGCUCUUUAAUUUUGUGUCCAAUUUGGAUAAGCAUGGCACAAAUCCAGCAGGGAGGUCCAGAUGAAAAAGAAAACACUACAGCACUGAAAGAUUUACUAUCUAGGAUAGAUUUGGAUGAACUAAUGAAAAAAGACGAACCACCUCUUGAUUUUCCUGAUACCCUGGAAGGAUUUGAAUAUGCUUUUAAUGAAAAGGGUCAGUUAAGACACAUAAAAACUGGGGAACCAUUUGUUUUUAACUACCGAGAAGACUUGCACAGAUGGAAUCAGAAAAGAUACGAAGCUCUAGGAGAGAUCAUCACAAAGUAUGUAUAUGAGCUUCUGGAAAAGGACUGUAAUUUGAAAAAAAUAUCUAUACCAGUAGAUGCCUCUGAGAGUGAACCAAAGAGUUUUAUCUUUAUGAGUGAGGAUGCUUUGACAAAUCCACAGAAACUGAUGGUUUUAAUUCAUGGUAGUGGUGUUGUCAGGGCAGGUCAGUGGGCUAGAAGGCUUAUUAUAAAUGAAGAUCUGGACAGUGGCACACAGAUACCAUUUAUUAAGAGAGCUAUGGAUGAAGGAUAUGGAGUAAUAGUUUUGAAUCCCAAUGAAAACUAUAUUGAAGUAGAAAAGCCGAAGAUACCUGUACAGGCAUCUUCGGAGAGUUCAGAUGAACCAGCAGAAAAACGGGAAAGAAAAGAUAAAAUCUCUAAAGAAGCAAAAAGGCGACGUGAAUUCUAUGAGAAAUAUCGUAACCCUCAAAGAGAAAAAGAAAUGAUGCAGUUGUAUAUCAGAGAAAAUGGCUCUCCUGAAGAACAUGCCAUUUAUGUAUGGGACCAUUUCAUAGCCCAGUCGGUGGCCGAGAAUGUAUUUUUUGUCGCUCACAGCUAUGGAGGACUUGCUUUUGUUGAACUGAUGAUUCAACGAGAAGCAGAUGUAAAAAACAAGGUAACUGCUGUAGCGCUGACAGACUCUUGUCACAAUGUGUGGCAUCAAGAAGCUGGCAAAACGAUUCGAGAAUGGAUGAGAGAGAACUGCUGUAAUUGGGUCUCUAGCUCAGAACCAUUAGACACAUCAGUGGAGUCCAUGCUGCCUGACUGCCCCCGAGUUUCUGCAGGCACGGACCGUCACGAGCUCACUUCCUGGAAGAGCCUCCCGUCCAUUUUCAAAUUCUUCGCCGAAGCCUCGGAGGCCAGGAGCAGCUCCCAGAAGCCGGCGCUGGCGCGGCGCUCGCACCGCAUCAAGCACGAGGAGCUGUGAGCGCGGCGGCGGGCGGACUCCCGGCCCCUCAUUAGAUGGUUUUCUUCCCAGAGCACGGGGUCGCGAUAUAUGCAUCUAAAUAGCGUUUUGCAUUAUUUCUAGAUGAGUGCAACUGUCAAAGCAAUAUGGGUUCACCGGCCGCGCUUCCUGCGGGCCGCGCCGGGCUCCGCGCCGCCGUCCGCGCGCAGAUUGCGGCUGACAGCGCCCGCCCCGCGCCGCUAAUUGCCGGCCCGGCCGCGGCCGCGGGCGCCGGCGUCUGCGCGGUCCUCCCACCCGCUGCUGCGCAGCCGCCGCUCCCUCCCCGCCCCGGCCAGCCCCCCUUAAUCACGUUUAUUAUUUUUUUUUUCCUCUCUCCUAGCAAAAGCAAACUUUUAUUCUACACUUCAAACUUCCCUUUUCAGUAGGUUUUUCACUGAGGGCGUCUUAUGCCUCCCCUCCCCCCCCCUCACACCCAGAAAAGCCAAAUUUAAAUUCAGAGCAUGAAUGCCAUGAUGUACUGUAUGUAGUUUGGGGGAGCGCAAAUUGUCCUCUCCCUAACGAUCUAUUUUCAUUUCCAGACCAGAAGAAACACUUUGCAUUAAAAAAAAAAUCUAUGAAAUUCUGAAUGCACAUUACCGCUGAAAAUCUUUGCCAGUUGAAUAUGACUUUUUUUACACAAGUCUCUAAUUUCACAAGAGAUCAUUUAAACCAAAACAUAAGGAGGAACAAGUCUUUUAAGUGUAUCUGUGAAGGCCCCCUUUUCAAUGGGAUUUCCAACUUUGUCAUUAGAAUUGACUUUACUUUUUAAAAAUGUAUAUAUAUUGAGUGGCAUUGUAAUUUAGAUAGCAUACUUAAGUUUUGCUUUUUUUAAAUCUUAAUGCGGAUAAAGUUUGUUUUUGUUGUUAAUCCUAACUAGUAUGAUCUAUUCUGAUCUUUCAUGGAGUUAGACCCUUUUAGGGACAGAAUUUUUACCGUAGUCAGGAAAAUGUACCUGUGCAUUCUUGAGCCUUUCCUUCUGGAAGGCUAAGUGGGCUAAAAUGACUCUUAGUUUUCUGCUCCAAGAGAAAGGGAAAGACCUGAUGUGAAAGAGUUUCUCCUCUCAACCCAGUGAUACAACUUUUAGCAGUCCACUUCCUCUGAAGGGUUUUGCCCUACAGUUUCAACUAUUAACUAUUUUAAUCCAGCUAAGAUCUGGCCAACACUGUGAAAUAUAAGAGGUAAAAUAAUAUUUUGCUGACUUUUACAUUCAAAUAUUAAAUCUUAACACUAUCAUUUUAAUUACAUGAAGAAUUUAAUUACCCAGUGAGGAACUGUUUCUAAUAGAUGAAGAUCUGAAUUUAAUCUUCAUUUGUUUGUGAAGUAUAUGCAACAAUAUGACUGCCUUACAUGAGGACAUGAUAAAAUGUACCCAAAUACUUACAAUUGUCCGCCUCCUCAGAAAAAAAAAACAAUUUAAAAUAACCACCUCAUGAAUAAAAUUAUUUUAUAUUAUGAACUGAUUUCAGCAACAUUUUAAAAUUGAUAACAUCUUUUUUUGGUAUACAAGUAUAAUUAUUAGUUCCUAUAGUUUUAAGAAUGGCAAAUUAAAGUGAUAUUUUUCAGUGAUCAUAUAUGCAUAUAUUUUGCAUGUUAGUUUAGCAGAAACAAAUAGGAAAAAUCAAAACAUCAUAUUAUCCAGCUUCUGGAUAACUUAAAAUGUGUAACCCCAACAAUGGCAAGCCCUUUGGUCUGCAGUCUUUUCUAGGUCAGAAGUAAUGGUGAACUGUAUGAAAGAGUGGUAAUUCCCAUUGAGAGGAUUUGAGAAUUGAUGUAGAUUGAAUCUAUUUUUCAAAGUGUUAUAAAUUGUGUUUUCAAAACAUGAAAAUAUUCAUGGGAAACUAAUUCUGUUGUCUUUUUU
Molecule: messenger RNA, 3336 nt
Organism: Pipistrellus kuhlii (Kuhl's pipistrelle)
Lineage: Eukaryota; Metazoa; Chordata; Mammalia; Chiroptera; Vespertilionidae
Gene: ARB2A
Product: family with sequence similarity 172 member A
Exons: 11
Coding region: 210-1460 (416 amino acids)
Biological process (GO): regulatory ncRNA-mediated heterochromatin formation
Cellular component (GO): nucleus
Molecular function (GO): siRNA binding
Source: RefSeq, a predicted model, not a curated record